AUGGCACUGCUCAGAUCUUGCUGUUGCUGGAGGUCCGUGCGAAAAGGAAGCAUCGCUUGCGGGAUCUACACGCUUAUAUUCUACACGAUAUUGGUGACGGCCGGAAUAUGCCACGUGAACACGGUGCUUCAUUCUCAGGUCCGCUUCACCAUGAGCCUGUUUCUGCUGACCUUCUCUGGACUCUGCGUCGUCGCGUCCAUCGUCUUGCUCCUAGGCCUGUUUUUUGACAAUCGGCUCCUGCUCAUUCCAUGGCUCAUCGUUGUGUCGAUGACGACGCUCCUGGACAUGGUUCUCUCCUUGUACCUCAUCACAGACCUCCCCGUGAACCCGUUCGUCAUCACCAUGUACGUCGUCGAUUACAUUCUGUGCGCAGUAAACGUGUACAGCAUCCUGUGCGUGCUGUCCCAGUACCAGGAAUACGCCGUCGGGCGGAGAGCGCUGUGCCAGACAAGCCACGUCUCGAUUCCAACAUUGUCAACAUGCAACGGAGCCGCGGACCGGUCGGGGUUCGGUCGCGUGGCGUCUUGGCCCGCCGGGCGACUGACUCACAAGUUGGGGCUCCAAGUCCCAUCCCACGCCUCGCCCACGACGAACGGCACACCAGAGAAGAGCCGAACCGGGCGAGGCUUCCAGCGUCCCCUGAGAAAACCGGAAGCCAUCAUACCGGAAGUGGAAGCGCCGGAAGCCUCUUUAUUCGUGCAGGAAGAAGCGUCCAGCGGCGUGCACAUCUCCACCGCCGAGACAUCACUGCAACAGACCGACGAAGAUGGAGUGAUGGAGCGAGAAGGCAGUUUUCAAAAGGUAAUUACUACAGAAUAG
Ixodes scapularis (black-legged tick) is the source of this 819-nucleotide messenger RNA. RefSeq lists its product as uncharacterized. The transcript is spliced from 9 exons. The record is from RefSeq and is a predicted model, not a curated record. NCBI's taxonomy places the organism in Eukaryota, Metazoa, Arthropoda, Arachnida, Ixodida, Ixodidae. Bases 1 to 819 code for a protein of 272 amino acids.